AUGGCACGAAUAAUCUACAAUGGCAUAACCAACCUAAUAGGAAUAUUGUUGGCGUUAGCACUGUGUGCAUUACUUCCAACAAACACUCAAGCUACCACUUCACUUUCCGAGAAAUAUCGUGAAUGUGAAAAAAAAUUUUGGUUCAAAAAUUUUUCGGAUUUUAAAAAAUCACAAAAAUCAAAAUGUUUCAAAGACAAAGAUCAAAAAGAAAAGAAACGUCAUCAACAUCGUCUUUGCAAAAAUGAACCUUACGAUAAAAAGGAGAUUUUAUUGAAAUGGCAAAAAUAUUCUAAUUGUCGUUGUAAAUCCGCUUUAAAUGACCUUAAAGGAAAAGAGAAUUAUUAUGUUUGCUAUCAAAUCGCUCAAUUUAAUAAAGCUUCGGGUGAAUUUCUUGGUGAAUUAUCCGUAUACAAAACUGGGGAUGAAAAUGUUGACGUGGCCCUUAAAUUUGCUGAUCCUAAAAUAUUUGAUGGUCAAUGGACUGAAGAUGAUAAAGGUUUCUUUCAUUCAAAGAAAAGUCCUCAAUUGGUUGGUAAAGAUGGUAAAUUUUCAAUUGAAAAGUAUUAUAUUUCUGGUAAAAUUCCAAAGAAUAAAUCCUUGAAUAAGAUUACUUCAGAUGAAAUUUCUCCGACUCAAUUAACUGUUGGGAAUGAUCAAUCAACAAGUGUUCUUCUAGAAAAAGAUCAAGAAACUAUCAUUCCCUUUUCUAAAUUCGUUAAUAAUGA
This is a messenger RNA of Funneliformis geosporum, 725 nucleotides long. NCBI's taxonomy places the organism in Eukaryota, Fungi, Glomeromycota, Glomeromycetes, Glomerales, Glomeraceae. The record is from the annotation of a GenBank genome assembly.